Caenorhabditis bovis is the source of this 1395-nucleotide messenger RNA. The record is from the annotation of a GenBank genome assembly. NCBI's taxonomy places the organism in Eukaryota, Metazoa, Nematoda, Chromadorea, Rhabditida, Rhabditidae.
AUGCUACGAGUAUUUUUGCUAAUUGGAGCGGCAACUACUAUAGUUCUCGCCUCAGAUGCUCAGACACUCUGUGGAAGCCCAGAAGCCCAGCUCAGCUGCGGACAGUGCAUCAAAGCUCAUGCUGAUUGCGGUUGGUGCAUCGAUCCGCAUUCGCCUCUGAUUAACCGUUGUGCCGAAAAGAACAGCUUCACCAACAAUACGUGCACUCCUCAUUUGAUCUACUCCCCGCAAGCCGCUCAAGUCAAGGUCCAACAGAAUCUUCCGUUAGAGGCUCUUCAGCACGAUGGCAAGACGCCGGUUCGCAUGCAGCCACAGGCCGUCAGCGUCCGCCUCAUGCCGGGACACUCGGCGAGCGCCGAAUUCAAGUAUCUCCAUCAUUCGGAUCCAAACAGAAAAAGCGAAGAGCCAGAAGUAAUGGAGAUCCAAACAUCGGAUAUUAAGGAAAGCCCGGUGAAGCUGAAAUUCUUCAUCACCUGCGAUGGAGUUGAAACGGAAACCAAAACCUGUAACGUGAAAAACAAUCAGAUUGUUGACUUCCGCAUCGAGAUCAUUCUGGAUUCUUGCUCGACGAAUGGAGACAUCACGUUGUCAGUGGGUGUUCGUGGCCAAAGAACUAUUGCUGGAUUGUACAUUACAGCGGUUUGCGGAUGUGAAUGUGAAAAGCACCCGGAAAUGAAUUCCCGAUUGUGCCAUCAAUACGGACAUCUUGUUUGUGGUCAAUGUGUUUGCGAUGCAACACGCGGUGGUGACAAAUGCGAGUGUCCUUUGGCGCUUCACGGCGUUUCAUCGGCUCUCCAGCUCACCGAGAAAUGUAAAGCCGAUUCAUCUUCUCAAGUCUGCAGCGGAGCGGGUCGAUGCGAAUGCGGCCAGUGUCGGUGCACAAAUCUAACUGUGUCCGGAAAAUAUUGCCAAUGCGACAACACUGCGUGUCCGGCGUCGCCAAACGGCCAACUCUGCUCUGGAAAUGGUGUAUGCGAUUGUGGAGUGUGCAAAUGCGAACAUGGAUGGGAAAGAGACGACUGCAGCUGCUCAACGGCCACCAAUAAUUGCGUGGAGAAUGGAGAGCUCUGCUCAAACAAUGGUCGUUGCGAAUGCAACCGAUGCGUUUGCAAUGCCGGAAAGACGGGAGCAUUCUGUGGAGUUGACGAAGAGGUCUCUGAAGAGGUUACCUAUGCCCCAGAGCCCGAACCGGAACCAGAGCCAGAGCCACAACCAGAGCCAGAACCAGAACCACAACCGGAGCCAGAACCCGAGCAGGCGUCAACUGAAGCUCCCGAAGUUGACGAUGAGACCCUCACCAAGCAACUUGACGACGCUGACAAGCAAGUGUCCUCCACCUUCGCCAUUGCUCAUGGAAUCGUAUCAGCCAUCGUAGCAUUGAUCGUCUUCUUCUAA